AUGGCUAACCCAUCUAUACCAGCAUACAGAUACGAUUCCUCUAGCAAAGUGUUUUCCAGGGAAUAUUACGAUAUUGAUGCCAUGUUUCAAGCGAGGAAAGACGCCAUAACUACAGCGUCAAGAGCUAAGAAAUUUAGACUCAUUCUAAGUACGUUAGGGAGGCAAGGAAGUUCAAAGAAUUUAGGACAAAGAUUCAGUACGGCAGGCCUGGAAUAUGUAUUUGUGCUCAUGUCUGAAAUAUUUCCGGGUAAACUUGGAUUGUUCGAGGACGUGGAAACGAUCAUCACAAUACUCACACAGAACUUACUCAUAAAAGUAUAAAGAAGACAAAAGAUCA
Pocillopora verrucosa is the source of this 337-nucleotide messenger RNA. NCBI's taxonomy places the organism in Eukaryota, Metazoa, Cnidaria, Anthozoa, Scleractinia, Pocilloporidae. The record is from RefSeq and is a predicted model, not a curated record.